This is a messenger RNA of Hyaloscypha bicolor E, 1176 nucleotides long. RefSeq lists its product as uncharacterized. The record is from RefSeq and is a predicted model, not a curated record. The transcript has 5 exons. Bases 16 to 1002 code for a protein of 328 amino acids. NCBI's taxonomy places the organism in Eukaryota, Fungi, Ascomycota, Leotiomycetes, Helotiales, Hyaloscyphaceae.
GCUUAAUAUAAGUAGAUGCUGCAGAAUGUUAUUUGUUCGUUACGCCUACCUUCGAUAUCCACCAUGGCCGUCGAAGAUGUACUUCCGUACGCGGAGGGUGUUGGUUGUACCGCCCAGAUAACAUUCAGCAUCCUGUUCUGUAUAUGGUCAUUCUCUAGACCGAGCAGAAAACACCGUUCAUCGAGUCCGAUAAUAUCCUCUGCCUCCUUCGUAUUUUCAUUCAGCUUACUUGUUUGCUGGUUGAAGACUGCGGAUCCAAAAUUCUUUGUCGUUUUAAUAUCUUUAGCUAUUGGAGCUUCUGCAGCUUUCCAGAUUACCUUGAAGUGGAGUAUCACCAAGUCCUAUAAAUAUGUUCCUUUCAAUGAUCUGCCUCUGUUUAAGUGGAUUUUCAAUCUGCCUCUGCUUAAGUGGAUUUUCAAUCUGCCUCUGUUUAAGUGGAUUUUCAAUCUGCUUUGCAAGGGUACAUGGCGACAAUUCGAGCUCGCAAUACUGAUAGCGCUAUGUGUAUCAGCUAUGGCGCUUAGUUUUGGCGUAUUUUCCCACCGUGUUUCUACCAAUUUGAUCCUGAAAGUCCAACUGGUUGAAUACUGUGUAAUUUAUACAUGGUUGACUUGUGAGCACGUGCUUGACUAUUUCAAAGUUUCCCUCGAUCCCCUUCGUCGCCGUAAGGUGUUCUUCCUUGCGAAUGGCAUAAUUUCGACUGUGGCAGUUAUUGUCACUAUUAUUUUGCUGUGCCUCGGUUGGAAGAGAUGGAUUGAAUCGCUCCUCCUCCACUGGAUCUUCCUUACCCUAUCGACUUUCUGUACUCUUCCGGGAUUCGGUGUUACGAGAGCUUUCAAAAUUAGCGAGCAAUCGAGCAAGAAAGAUAGUUCGGAGCCGCUGGCCCGCUUCAGUACAAGAUCCUCCGCACCCGACGCGUUGAAAGUUUCGCAGGAAGAACUUGAGGGGCCAUCCAUCUCGAAGGAAACGAAUGUCGCGGAAGAGCAAGGAAAUGAAUCCUGAACAUCGCAUAGUGGAAAUUCGGAGCUGAAGGGGAGGUAUUGAGGGAAAGUCGGCAAUUAGGGGAUUUGUGGCCUAUAGAGCUGGAAGGUGUUGGCUUGUGCUUUAUAGAACUAUUUGGAUUCUCCUCGGCGGGGUUGUCCAGAUUAUCUCGGCAGUAUUUCAGUUACUUUGAAU